This is a messenger RNA of Melanaphis sacchari, 1832 nucleotides long. RefSeq lists its product as uncharacterized. Lineage: Eukaryota; Metazoa; Arthropoda; Insecta; Hemiptera; Aphididae. The record is from RefSeq and is a predicted model, not a curated record. Bases 594 to 1322 code for a protein of 242 amino acids. The transcript has 2 exons.
GUCACUCAUAUUUCAUUAGAAAAUAUAUUAUAUCGUUAUUACAACGGUCCGUUCAAAACAACGUAAUAUACAAUCAAUUUAUUUAAACGCAACAAUAUAGCUGUACAUAUUAUACGUUUAUAGAUCGUAUAAAAAUAGAUAAGCCGAUACUGCAGCGCGCAUGGAGAGGAAAUCGCCGAGCUUCGGAGAAUUGAGCCGACGAGCUAUGAGUGGAGCGUCGCCACGCCACAGUCGGUCUCACUACUGUACCGCGCCGUAAGAUGUUUCACAUGAAAAAAAAAAUAAAUAAAUAAAAAACGUAGUGUAAUAUUAAUUCGUACGUAUAACUAUAAUAGCUACAAAAUCUCGUGUCGUCCGGUCGCCAAGGCGAUGCUCAGGUCGCGCAUAACACAGUUUAUAAAAUCAACAGCACCGACCGAUGUGCAUAUCCGACAUAUAUCGUUAAACCGUUGUUGUUCCGCACAAAAUCAUAUCGUGAUAAAUAAAAUAUAAUUGCAUUCGUGUCAUAUUUUUCACGAUCACAGUUGUAUAAUAAAAUUGUUGAAGUCGUUUGACAAGAGUCGCGCUCGUUCCUCGCGCAGACGCACGACGGCAUGCCUAUUGACCGCGACAAAGCGGUUGUGCGACGCGCGAUGGUCGUCGUGUGUUUGGCGUUGUUCGCGUGGCCGCGCACCGCCGUCGCCGCUCCCGUUCUGAUGGCCACCGACGGACCGUCAGAGGUCCCGCCCGAACUGCCGGUCCGACAGCAUAGACUGUCGCAACACCGCUGUCACUGCGGCCACCAGGCCACGGUCACCGAGCCCUAUCCGUCGGCCACAGCCAACGCCUGGCCCGGUCAUCACUACUACGAACGCACGACCGCAGCCGCCGAGCCCCAUCCGUCGGCCGCCACCAACGACUGGGCCGGUCAUCACCACUACGGCCACACGACCGCGACCACGGACACUGAACGCGACGGCUGCCCCGAACACCCACAGCGGACGCCGUACAGCACGCCGUCGCCGUACAGCACACCGUCGCCUUACAGCACACCGUCGCCUUACAGCACACCGUCGUCUUAUAGCACACCGUCGACGGUGAUGGACGACACCGUUACGGCAAGCGUUUUGGCAUACGAUUAUGUUUACGACGAAACCGCAGGCGAAGACAUCGACGACGACAUUUCGAUUUACAGCUUCAUACCAUUUAUUUUGUUAGCGACGUUUAUUUUAGUGUAUCCGAGUCUUUAUUUUACUAGUAUUGCGAGAAAAAAAAAAUACAAGUUUUAUUUGCAAAUGAGUAGCUGCCGUUGUACAGCAAAAUAUGUUCGCUGUUUUAAAUAACCAUGGUUUGAAAACCGAUAUAUUUAGCGGUACAACGACAGUUACUCGUUUGCAAACGAAUAGUGUCUUUUUGUGUUAAGUCACGAGGCUCUUAUGAUUUGAGGAGCGGUUUGACACAUGCCGGACAUGCUAGACGCGGAUAUAACAUAACAAUUGCGGACACGAGUUUCGUUGUCAUGAUACUAAUUGCGUGCAGAAUUUUUUUAAUAAAAAUCACGUGAGUUAGCCCUUCACUGUUUUUUCAGGGCUCAAGCAAAAUUUUUUUUGUAACAGCCCGUAAUAUAAACGAUACUCUACUGAUUUCAACACUUGAAUAUUGCAACAUUUGUUUGCUAAUAAAUACCUUCUUUUUGACAGUUUUUUUUUGUUCAUUUUAAAUUUUGUACAGCAGUAGGUGCAAUUCAUUUUCGUAUAGCUACCAAUCUACACUUCAUUUAAGGCGUCGAUCAAUUGGUAUAUAAUAAGGCGACUGCGAUUAAACAUUCCAUUAAGGUUAGCAUGAACACUCAC